CCGCAAUUCUAGUUCUCGUCGGGGGCUACCGUCGCUGCUGCUGCCGCUGUUUCCACCACUAUUACUGAUCCGCGACGACGAUCGACGAACGCGAAAAAGAUGGCGGCGCUCAUCAGGCAUGGCUCGUUCGUCAACGCGUUUAAGAGUACAUCGGCUAUAAUCGCUAUUAACACGACAACCGCGCGUCGUGAUGUCAUCCGGCACAAGAGCAACAAGACCAAGCGACAACCCGUCAAGACGCAGACGAUAUCAAGGAUCGAUUCGGUCGGUGAAUCCCUGGCUGCUCGCGGUUUUUUAAGGCCACAAAAGGCUUACGAACCUCCUGAAGACACGUCUAAGAAAAUUGACAAAAUCUGUGAGAAUCACAACAUUUCUUCUCAUGAUGACAAAAAAAUAGAAGAUUCCUUGCUUCGCUUUAAACUUUUUGUCGCCUGUGAGAACGAAUUUAAGCAUUCCAUCCCAAAUUCGUUGCUUCACACUAUCGAGAAUAUCGGAGAUUUAAAGCAGUUUUAUUCCACAUCUGUGGAUACUACGACUCCGUAUGACGCAUUACGUAGAAUGGAUUUGCCUAAGAAUUUGCACAUUCAAUACGAGUAUCAUCGAUUCCAUCCAGAUACCGAUACGAUGUUUAAUGGCAAAACAGCUUUCCCGAAAAGUUCUACUAUCGUGACUGGUCUCAAGUAUAAGAAAAAAUAUCCUGGACACGUGCAGGAUGAUGUAUGGUUAGAAGAGCAGUUGAAAAUUUAAAUUAUACAAUUGUAAAAUAAAGAACGUUUGUAAAUAUAUGAAACAAUAUUCGUGAAGUUUAA
Messenger RNA from Pseudomyrmex gracilis, 809 nucleotides. RefSeq names its product 39S ribosomal protein L50, mitochondrial (gene mRpL50). Gene Ontology annotation, cellular component: mitochondrion; mitochondrial large ribosomal subunit. The record is from RefSeq and is a predicted model, not a curated record. NCBI's taxonomy places the organism in Eukaryota, Metazoa, Arthropoda, Insecta, Hymenoptera, Formicidae. The coding region runs from base 100 to 747 and encodes 215 amino acids. The transcript has 5 exons.